Molecule: messenger RNA, 2180 nt
Organism: Drosophila takahashii
Lineage: Eukaryota; Metazoa; Arthropoda; Insecta; Diptera; Drosophilidae
Gene: Trap1
Product: TNF receptor associated protein 1
Biological process (GO): protein folding
Cellular component (GO): mitochondrial inner membrane
Molecular function (GO): ATP-dependent protein folding chaperone; protein kinase binding; ATP binding
Source: RefSeq, a predicted model, not a curated record
CUAAAUAAGAUGUCACUGCGAGCGAUGGGUGUGCUGGGCCAGGCGUGCCGCUUCAGCCGCUUUGCCCAAGUGCUGAGGCAGAGCCACCGAUCCGCCCCAGCAGCGCUUAAUCUCGCCCUGGAAUCUCGGCGAUCGCCGGCCGCCCCCCCGCUGCGUCGCUUCUCCACGGAGCCGAAGAAAUCCCCCGAAUCGGUGGUGGACAAGCACGAGUUCCAGGCGGAGACCCGCCAGCUGCUGGACAUCGUGGCCCGCUCCCUGUACUCCGACCACGAAGUCUUCGUGCGCGAGCUCAUCUCGAAUGCCAGCGAUGCGCUGGAGAAGUUUCGCUACACCUCGCUGAGCGCCGGCGGCGAGAAUCUGGCUGGCAAGGAUCGGCCGCUGGAGAUUCGCAUCACCACCGACAAGCCGCAGAUGCAGCUGAUCAUCCAGGACACGGGCAUCGGCAUGACCAAGGAGGAGCUGGUCAGCAACCUGGGCACCAUCGCACGCAGCGGUUCCAAGCAGUUUCUGGAGCAGAUGAAGGGCAACCAGCAGGCGGCCUCCUCGGAGGCUUCCUCCAACAUCAUCGGUCAGUUCGGCGUGGGCUUCUACUCCUCCUUCAUUGUGGCCAACAAGGUGGAGGUCUACACGCGGGCGGCCACGCCCAAUGCGCCCGGCCUGAAGUGGUCCACGGACGGCAGUGGCUCCUACGAGAUCGAGGAGGUGGCCGACGCCGAGCUGGGCACCCGCAUUGUGCUGCACCUGAAGACCGAGUGCCGCGAGUACGCGGACGAGGAGCGCAUCCAGGCGGUGAUCAAGAAGUACAGCAACUUUGUGGGCUCGCCCAUCCUGCUCAACGGCAAGCAGGCCAACGAGAUCAAGCCGCUGUGGUUGCUCGAUCCGCAGAGCAUCAGCCAGGAGCAGCACCACGACUUCUAUCGCUUCAUCAGCAACAGCUUUGAUGUGCCGCGGUUUACGCUUCACUACAAUGCCGAUGUUCCUCUGAGCAUUCAUGCGCUGCUCUAUUUUCCAGAGGGAAAACCUGGGCUAUUUGAGAUGUCCCGCGACGGAAACACCGGCGUCGCCUUGUACACGCGCAAGGUGCUUAUACAGUCCAAGACGGAGCACCUGCUGCCCAAGUGGCUGCGCUUCGUGAAGGGCGUCGUCGACUCCGAGGACAUUCCUCUAAACUUGAGCCGCGAGCUGCUGCAGAACAGCAGCCUGAUUCGCAAGCUGUCCAGUGUGAUUUCGAGCCGUGUGAUUCGUUUCCUGCAGGAGCGCUCCAAGAAGCAGCCCGAGGAAUACGAGGCCUUCUAUCGCGACUACGGGCUCUUCCUGAAGGAGGGCAUUGUAACCUCCAGCGAUGCGAGUGAGAAGGAGGAAAUUGCCAAGCUGCUGCGCUUCGAGUCUUCCAAGUCCGAGGACGCCAGUGGCCGUAUGUCCCUGGACGAGUACUACAAGAGCGUUCCGGCGGAACAGCAGAAUAUCUACUACCUGGCGGCGCCCAAUCGCGUUCUGGCCGAAUCUUCGCCGUACUACGAGAGCCUCAAGAAGCGCAACGAGCUGGUGCUCUUCUGCUAUGAGCCCUACGACGAGCUGGUGCUCAUGCAGCUGGGCAAGUACAAGAGCAAGAACCUCGUGUCCGUGGAGAAGGAGAUGCGCCAGGACUCAAAGGACUCGGCGACCGUCACUGACUUUGGCGAGGGCAGCCUGCUGCGCUCGGAGCUGGACGCUUUGAUUCCCUGGCUGGAGGAGGAGCUCAAGGGCCAGGUUAUUAAGGUGAAGCCCACCUCCCGCCUGGACACCCACCCCUGUGUCAUCACCGUGGAGGAGAUGGCCGCCGCUCGCCACUUUAUCCGCACCCAAAGUCACCAGGUUCCCGAACAGAAUCGAUUUGCCCUGCUGCAGCCAGAACUGGAGAUCAAUCCGAAGCACCCCAUCAUCAAGAAGCUAAACAAGCUGCGCGAGAGCGACAAGGAUCUGGCCCAGCUCAUCGCCAAGCAGCUCUUUGCCAACGCCAUGGUGGGCGCCGGUUUGGCGGAGGAUCCCCGGAUGCUUCUGACCAACAUGAACACGCUUCUUUCCAAGGCUCUGGAGAAAUACUAGGAUGGGGCGGAAAAAGCUUAUUGUAAAUCUACCGACUAUGUAAUAUUAAUUUGUUUAAUUACUCUAAUUAAAUGUGUUGAAAUAGUUUUAACUAU